AUGAAUGCUAUUCCUGACUUUGGGGCUUCGAUUCCAAAUUUUUUUAAGUCUGCUUCGAUGGGUGAUAUCCCCGCAUUGGAUAUGAAAGCUUUGUUUAGAAUGGUUGUGCUCGGUCCAAGCUUUUCAGGAAAGAACAAUCUUUGUAUGUUUAUUCUCAAGCAUUCUCCUCACUAUCUCCGGGAAAAGUUGGAAGGAUUCAUCACAUUUGCUGACCCAGAUAGCCCUUCUAAAGUAGAUCAGGUGCCAAUGAUAAACUACUUCAGAAGAAUAUCUUCUCUCAUUACUAUACACGUGGGGGACACUUUAACCCAAUGA
Phytophthora infestans T30-4 is the source of this 315-nucleotide messenger RNA. RefSeq lists its product as uncharacterized. The record is from RefSeq and is a predicted model, not a curated record. The transcript is spliced from 3 exons. The coding region runs from base 1 to 315 and encodes 104 amino acids. NCBI's taxonomy places the organism in Eukaryota, Oomycota, Peronosporomycetes, Peronosporales, Peronosporaceae.